GUGGUUUGGUCGAUCUUACAAUCAUCUCUCUUGCGAUUAAAUGGCAGUGAGGAGGCUGGUGUGGAGAUACUUUGGUUCGGAUUAACAGACACACACUGAGAAGCCAUGAGUGCCGGACGAUAAACUGCAGGACCUGAGAGGUAGAGAUGCAGUACACUUCGUGCACAGAGGACAGGAUCCAGCAUGCUCUGGACAGGUGUCUAGAUGGUCUCAGGCAAAGUCCUACAGCGGCACACUACGGGAAAGUGCUGAAGUGCUCGGCAGGCCAGUCGAUGAACCGCUGGAGUCUGGAGGAGCUGGUGAAGAGGGACCCAGAAAAUGCCCUCAUCCUCCUGCAGCAGAUCAUCAGAAAGAGCAGAGAGGUCAUCAAGAAUUGCCAGUAUGAGCUGGUGACCCCCCUUGCAAUCAUGUUCUCCUCGACUCUGCUUCAGACACCUUACUGUCCUCCAGACACCAAGUUGCUGGAGGAAAGUGUGGAAGUGUUUCGCUGUUUCCUGACCUGGCCUGAGCCUUACUGUGGUGUGUGUAGGAACCUCCUCUCCAUGCUACAGCAGGAGAUCAAGGCCCCAGGGCUAGCCUUUCAUCGACUGGUGAGAGAGGAACAGGGUCUAAAUACAUCCAGCCAGCACUCCAAGGCCAUGAUGGUGCUGCUGAUGAACCCAGGAGAGGUUCCCAGUGAGCUUCUGUCUGUGGCCAAGCAGCUAAGUUGCAUCCAGCACUCGCAGAGAGAGACCUUCAUCACCCUGAUCAAACAUGCCUACCAGUCCACCCUGGGUACCAAGUACCCUCUGCACAGCAUCCACAAGGCCCUGCAGGUUAAAGGUGUGAAUGAGGUGGAGGAGAUCUUCUCCAUGGUGAAUGAUGUCUUAGAGAUGGCUGCCACGAUGGACGAUCCCCAAAAGGGGCGUGAUCAUGUGAUCCAGAGUCUGGAGAGUCUGAGGGAGAGAAUGGACAUCCCCCCAUCCAAUGGGAGGAAGUCUGAUGGAAUGUUGCAGACCCUACCAGUACCCACAGCCAAGUGUUAUAUGUUUCACUGGGACAAGGAUAACUUUGAUGUUUUGAAUACCCUUUUGGAGAAUGAGCAUAAUCUGACGGACCUCCGGCACAUCCAUGGGCAGGCCGAUGAGGAAGAAGAGGAUGACACUGACGCAGAUGAGGAGGAUGGGACAGGGAUUGACCUGGAAGAAGUGGAGGAAGAGGAUGGAGUAGGGUUGCCCUCGAUGUGUAUCUUCUCCAACGGUUACAGCAAUAACCACCGUGCCUCUACCUUUUCCACCCUCUCCUCGCUCUCCACUGCCUCCAAGGACUCCAUGUUCUCCACACUGUCCAUCGCCUCAGAGUCCUACGCUCCCUCGCUCUUCUCGGUCACCUCUGGUACCGACAGUGACUUCUAUGAAGAACCCGAAGAUUCCUACAUCAACUCCACCUCCUGUUCCCCUCCUGUUUCAGAAAAAUCCUCCCCAAAGUCAAACAAGGCCUCGGCUCGGCUAAGUCAACACUUCUACCGGCUCUUCAUCAAGCCCAAACUUUACCGGGCCAAGAGCCUGGGCAACCCAGAGUCUAAGGACCUGCUAAUGGUACGGUCCAAGCGCUCCAACUCUCUGCCACAGCAGGUCCAUUUACGUAGCCCAGAAUCUCAACCCCAACUAAACACCCAGACCCUGAGACAUGUCUGCUAUCGUAGACGGCCCAUUCUGAGCAGUGAUGAGGACUGUAAGAACACCACGCUAAGGGUGGUGGUCUUUGGAGCGGACCAUGUGGCCGGAAAAGUUGCGAGGGCCUACAGUAGCCUUCAGAUGAAAGAGAGUGCAUGUCCACAUCUCAGCAAGACCUUUAAGCUUCAGUUCUAUUUCGUACCUGUGAAGAGGGACUCCACAGCAGGGCCCAUGUGCCGGCGGUCAACUAGUCCCGAUCUUAACCUCCUGGGCACAGAGGACAGUUCAAACAACAUUGCCCAUCUCCUCGGUAUGUUGGACCCCUGGUAUGAAAGAAACAUAGUCAGCCUACUCAGCCUGCCUGCCAACAUCGUCUGCCAGCAAACCUCUAAGACAGAGUCAGAGUCAUAUGAUAGUUCAUAUGAGCAACGUCUACCCAUCCUGGCUGACCUGGUGCUGUAUUACUCUCGUCAUGCUUCCCGGCCGGCGCUGAUCCAGCUCUACCAGGCUGAGUUGACAUUAGCUGGAGGAGAGAGGAUAACAGAGGUGUUCAUCCACUCACUAGAGCUCGGCCACACCGCAGGAACACGUGCCGUUAAGGCCAUGGGUGCCGCCAGCAAGAGAUUUGGCAUCGACGGCGACCGAGAAGCAUUGCCUCUAAUGCUGGAGGUGGUUUACAACAGGGUGGUGAUUAGUGGGAGAAGUCAACAGAGAAGAGAAACCAAACUCUGCACUUCAGUCAACUUGGCCAAAGCAUGCAAGAGUCAUGAGGAGAUAGAUUCAAAGAUGGAGUGCCUCCUGCUGACCAUGACCGAGGUGCUAAAGAGACAGAACUGUAAAACAAAGAAGGGCUUCAACCAGCAGCUGAGUGUGACCGAAGUGAAGGUGGACAAGGUGCAGGUCAGUGGUACUGGCAACACAACCUUCGCUGUGUGUCUCGACCAAGACGAAAAGAAGAUCCUGCAGAGUGUCACCAGGUGUGAGAUAUCAGUGUGCUACAAACCUGAUAACUGUACUGGCUGGAGCCAAGGCAAAAUCCUCUCCUCGCAAUCUCAGUCUCUCCACUCCACCUUCUGCUCCCUCCUCUGUCUGCCCAUUGUCACAUUCAGCGGGGCACUGCCCUAAAACACUUGCCUCGCCCCUGGAUGGUUUGAUAUCAGUCUUUGCUAUGCACAUAAAAAAUGCGUUUACAUCUGAGGGGAUGUUCCCAUCUUCCUGUACUUCCUGGUUUCUUAUAUCAUGGGUCCCGGCCCAAAGAUGGACUUUGGGUUUAUUUGGUUGCCAUAUGAUACUGUAAAAGCAAUAUGUUUUCAAAGUUCUUCGGUCCUAAAAUGAAACUGAGUGUAGUUGAUUACAGGAUCCAGGAUAUGUGCAAAGGUUUAAGAACUGUGGCACUACAGUACUCUGCUCUGGACUGGUUAUAUACAAAUCAUACUCUCCGAUUUCCAACAUGGAAACUUGACAUUUGUUGUCAUACCACUAAUACACUGGGGUUUAUAUUGGAUUAAGGGAUUUGGGUCAAUGAGACGACGUCUGAAAAUUAAUGAGUAAAUUAUGUAAUUAUAUUGUUUAUAAUAUAUUGUAACCUGUGACCUUUUGUAAAGAAACAGAUUUGCAUUGUAAUAUUUUUUACUAGGUGCUGCCCUUUACUGCUAAAUCAGUGGGACGCCUCAGAAUCCAACCGAUGUUUAUUGAGUAAUACUGUUGACCACUAGGGGGCACUGUAGACAUUCCCUUCGUUUGCUAACCGUCACUGUGCAGUCUUUAAUUACCUGCUGAUUUUACCCAUAAUACAUGUAGAUAAUCUUGUAACCAAUAUUUCAUCGGAGUAAUAUAUGGAAAACAUAUUUUUUCAUUAUAAUGCAAAAGCAUCAGAUGCCUAUAGUCAGAUUAUUGUCAACAAGACCUUGGUAAAUGGAAAACUUAAUCCGAAUAUUUAAACGAUUUAUAUUUUACUGAAUAAAUGCAAGUUAAAACGGACUGGUUGUCAGACUAGGAGGAAACCACUAGUUUUGAAGGUUUUGUUCGAUUCAAGCAGUUGAUGGGACAUUUGGAAACCGUAUUAAUGUCAAAAUGUCACGGUACUUUUUUUAAAUCUUUUUUUAUAACCAACAGGCACCAUUUGCCCUCUCCGUGUCGUGUCACUUGUGUAGCAAAUGCUCUGUAAAUACGUUACGUCCAAUUUGUGCAAUGCAUACUUUGUAAAAAAAAAAAAAAAAAAGAAAAGAAAAGAAAAAAGAAAGAAAGAAAGAAAGAAAGAAAGAAA
This is a messenger RNA of Lampris incognitus (smalleye Pacific opah), 3921 nucleotides long. RefSeq names its product phosphoinositide-3-kinase, regulatory subunit 5 (gene pik3r5). Gene Ontology annotation, biological process: G protein-coupled receptor signaling pathway; positive regulation of MAP kinase activity. The record is from RefSeq and is a predicted model, not a curated record. NCBI's taxonomy places the organism in Eukaryota, Metazoa, Chordata, Actinopteri, Lampriformes, Lampridae. The transcript has 18 exons. Gene Ontology annotation, cellular component: phosphatidylinositol 3-kinase complex, class IB. Gene Ontology annotation, molecular function: 1-phosphatidylinositol-3-kinase regulator activity. Bases 147 to 2780 code for a protein of 877 amino acids.